Eremomyces bilateralis CBS 781.70 is the source of this 5488-nucleotide messenger RNA. RefSeq lists its product as uncharacterized. The coding region runs from base 207 to 5381 and encodes 1724 amino acids. The record is from RefSeq and is a predicted model, not a curated record. The transcript has 3 exons. NCBI's taxonomy places the organism in Eukaryota, Fungi, Ascomycota, Dothideomycetes, Eremomycetales, Eremomycetaceae. Gene Ontology annotation, molecular function: protein binding.
AUGCAGUGAUAUUCAAGCUAUCCAAUUCUCCGAAGACGUCAUAUUGCUAUUGCUUCGGUCCAUUCUACAUUUCUCUCAUUUGAGGCUGCCUUUCAAGCAAUGCGCCUUAAACGCGCACUCUGAAGCGCACCGCUCCUACCCACAACAACACCAUCGACUGCUCCCACACCAUCCUAUCGCGACCUAACAUUACGCUUUUGGGCAAUAUGAACGCCUGGCUAGACGACCUCUCGGAAGACUGGGUUCCUCCUCCGUCGAGUCCACCAUCUUCGAGUGACGUGGCUGGUCUAGACGGACUACGCGACCUACCACCGCGACCGAAGAGCCGCAUACCUCGAUAUCAGAACCCAACUGCACCGACUUCCUCAAUUAGACGCCUCCAAGGCCGGAGCCUUAAAGUUCUCCAGGCUGCUGUGCCUAAAGGUGUACUCACGGAACGCACUUUCAGCGAGAAUAACAUCUCGUUGCCCUCCGAAAGCGACCCAACCACCGCACCAAUCAAACAGACGACAGCUCGCAGAAGUAUUUCAGGCUCAUCAAUCUCGAGUGUCGUUCACCAUGGCGUGGACGUAGAUGACGACAUAGGAACGGUCGCAAUUGGAAAGGGUGGUCGAGACCACGAUACACCGGAGUGGAGAAGACGAUUGCUGCAUGGAGAGAUGGGUUAUGGCGAUCGGAAAGACCUGUUCAGCCCGAUCGGUCUCCAAAACAUCUUCAACAAACCCGACGAGGAUAUAAGCCCAAAGCGGCCGAACAGGAAUGCGAGCAUGUCGUUCUUGAAAGGUGUGGAGAAUAUUCCAUCGAGUCCGCCACCUUGGCCAACAACCGGAACAACCAAGACGGUUCGAGAAUCGCAAGAGUCCCAACUUGACGUCGUGCAUGAAGAUUUGGAAGAGCAGGAACGAUCUGAUACAUUCGAAGAACCUUCAGUACAUUCAUCAGCCGGCACCAUCCAACGAAACCAACCAACCGAAGGUUCACCAAGCUCCGAAGAGGGGAGAAAUUCAGACACGAACAGGAUGAAGCAAGAAGAUUCAAUCGCUUCAUCUCGUGUGAUCAGCGGGAGAACAGAGCUAAAUGAGGGCUUUAGUCCUGUGUUCAUAUCCAAGCAUAAUACUACAGAUGGGAGGAUCGAUUAUGCCGCAUUAGAGCUCUCUAAAACCGAGCUUGAGCAGCGCUUAGAGCACUUAGCUCUGAAGAACUCGAGUACUUCGUCCACCCAACAACCGACUCGAAAACCUGUGGCGCACGAGAAUUCGAUAUCUCAAUUACAAUCGGAACCACUCCCUGACAGCAUCCUAACAGGCACGCCGAACUCGUACGAUGUCGGAGAGUUUGUCAGUGUCCGCCGGGGAGGGUAUUCUGUGGAGGGUUCUUUUGUACACCGACCGCUUAGUCCAUCGCCAAUGAAAGAGAAGGACUCUCUCUCCACCAUUGAGGAUCAUUCAAUAUCUGAAUCAUCGGUUGACGAGCCUGGCAUUGUGCAAGAUAAGGAAAGCUCGGAAAUUCUUCCUAUUGCUCCCACCCCCCCUCGUGCCUCAAAGUCUACCGCCGGCAGUCAACACAGCUCUGCUCGGGUCCAUAGCAAAUUUGGUCAAGGCGAUCUUGACAGCCAUGGUUUUGAGGAUGGGUUCACGCCCCAAUUUGAAGGCUCACGAUUCACGGGCAUGGGAUUCACUCCUGCCGCCUCUCCAUCACCCACAAUGCGACCGCCCGGUUCCAAGGAGCCAUCGAAGUACCAUCCUUCUGAUAUGACCGGGACAUUUGCAGCUUCAAAUAAAAGGAAGCUCUCGAAACUCUCGGCAAAAAGCUAUCUUUCGAUUGGCAAAAGAUCUUCCAGGAACCAACCCGUCCGAACCGAGACGAGCUAUGCCGAUGUCGAUACUAUGUAUCGGCAGAUGAGCAGUCAAGUGGUCUAUGAUGUUGCUGAAGGAAAGCGUCCUCCAACCUCUCCCUGCAAGGACCCUACUCCGAAACGGAGACGGACAUUGCACCUUGACGACAUGGAAAAUACAGCGAUUCCUGUCCGGGUAAACUCAAGAGAGUCUUCCGACCACGAAUCCGCGCAUUCGGUCAUAGGCCGCAAGCGCAAGGACGCGAGAUAUGAUGAUUCAAUAGAGACCGUACACCCCGAAGUUCUCGCUCGACGACAAAUCUUGCGCCCGCGGAACCCUACACCCAGCCAGCGGAGGCGAUAUGAAGUCGAAGAAGAGAUUUUGGAUGCAACCGAGGCGUUCAUGGAGAGCUCCCCACGACUUCAAACGAUACAAGAGCAUCUUCAGUCCCCUGCCCCUGUGGGAACAACCGCGGAGGAGCAGCAGGCUCGAGCUGUCGCAAGCAAAGUCGCGGCUUUUACCGUCAAAAUGUCAAGAGUCAAGCAGAGUGAGCGCAAGAAAUCGGUUACAACGCAAGACUUCUUGGACGAAGCGAUGAAAAUCAUGAGCUUCAUCCGUAACCGAGGGCGGGCCAGUGAUGGUGCAAACAACGCCAGUCUUGCCGAUUCUGACUUCCCAUCGGAGGCAUUCGACGAAGACGCGAUAGCAUCCACUUCUCUCACAUUCGAGAGACCCCCAAGUCGAGAGAAUCGAAGAAGUGGUUGGAGGACACGCGACGUGCAGCAAGACCCGAAUAUCGAGGAGCAUUUGCAGAGGUUCCAAGACGACGAAGAUGAAGACUUCAUGCCAUCCUCCAUUCGGUCUCUACAUAUUAGACCCAGCGAAGAAUCCCCCGAUGAAUCCUACACGCUUCCAGACGGCGAAGAUAUCCUCAUUCGAGGCCCGAUUUCUCGCGACAUGGACUCUAUCGGGAGCGAGGAUGGUACCGGAACUCAAGGGACGAUGGGAUCGAACACUCAGAACUCGGCGCAGUCAUCUCUAGGCAAUACCAAUGUCACCACGGCAUCCAAGCGUUCAGAUAACGUGGCAACAUUAGCACCAGAAGCUGUAGCCCACCUGAUUCCUGAAGAGAUUGGGUGUAUGACGUUCGACCGCGAUCGAGGCAUCUGGGUGAAAAAUAAGAGUCCGAAGAAGCCACCACGACGCAACGCGGAUGUCAGCAGCAUCAAUCAGAGCGAUGAUAACGUAUUGGAUCAGAUCCCUGAUUUGAGCGUCAAUGCCACUGAUGAGGAUGCCUGUGUGAUGAGUAGAAAAGAGGGCACGUUACGACAACGACUUCUACAGGCCCAGUACGUCCAUGGAAUAGAUCUGUCGGGGGGAAUCGCAGCGAGUGAGCAGCAGAAUGAUGGUCAGGCCGCGGACCGCCCAGAAACUCGAGAGGGGGCUUCCGCUCCUCAGGUUAUCAGCAGUUCUGUGCCCUCGAAGUACACAGCAUUUGCGUCCAGCGUUCCGCAGGCAGAGACCAGAGCCACAUCGUGGAGCGACCAGAGUGCAGCAAGUCAAAGCGGUACCAUGAAAGGUCCGGCACCCCCUCCUCAGUCUACGGUCGUCGAGCAGGAUGUUGAGCAUGAGAUUGGCAUCGAAGAAGGACGUCAUCCAAACGAACGAGUGCAUAACCUCCGACUCAAUAGCAUCGCUGUUUCGUUCUCAUCCCCUCGUAUUGGCGAAGAAUCCAAGGGAACAGUGCGACAUCCCGAUGGCCAAUCCAGUCGACCCCAAUCCGCAUCAGCAAUGUCUGUGUCUUCGGAAGGCCAGCCAACUAGAGCUCGAUCCACUCCGCCCAGGCAGGUGAACUUCUCCGUUGCCAUGACUCGACCUUCAAGCUCUCCUCAUGGUGAGAUCUUCCCUUGCCAACCGGGGCAACAAAUUGCCGACGUUACAUUCCUUCUCAGCGAACUCCCCGAAUUCACCAUCAAUCAAGUCGACGAGAGAGAGCUCCCACAACGAACAUUAGCCAAGAGACAUGGUCAUCAGCUCUUGUACGGUCACGAGGAUCGCUUUCACGAAGGCAACGCUGCUCUCGUCAAAGCGCUCCAAGACGUCGACCCUGACGAACCAUUUUGGGAGGACUUACGAGACCUCGUUCUUGAUGAGAAGGACCUCACGUCAUUAAAUUUGCUCGACCUUCUGUGCGAGCGUGUUGAGAAUCUCAGCGUCUCGAACAAUAACAUUGCUCAAUUGGUUGGCGUCCCGCCGUCGGCCCGACUAUUGAAUGCAGACCGGAAUCUUCUAACGGGAUUGACCACCUGGGGUCACCUGGUUAACCUACAAUAUUUGAACGUGUCGAACAAUGAUAUCGAGGACCUGCUCGGAUUCAACUGCUUGGUUCAUCUUCGACAAUUGAACGCGGACGAUAACCGAAUCACGAGCCUUGAUGGCAUUUUGGGACUGGAUGGUUUACUCGAGCUCAGUCUCAAGGGAAACCGAGUUCGAGUUGCAGAUUUCACAGGAUCUGAAUUGAAACGGUUAACCAAGCUCAACUUAGCCGCAAACGGGAUGGAAAAAUUCAUCGGCUUUGAAACUCUGCCGGCGCUCGUAGAUCUCAAUCUAGAUGACAACGAGCUUGACGAGACUCCUCUUGGCACCGGUGGCCAUGAUGGGUUGAAAUUGCUGCGCAGCCUCAGCAUUCGCCGAAAUGGCCUCACUGAGCUCCCAAUUACCAUCGAUGGUCUGAAUGUUGAAAAUCUGUACCUGGAUGGCAAUCGACUGCCGCGACAAACCAACUUUGACAAACUGAAACGACUACAGCUGGUAUCCAUGAGACAGCAACGACCUCCAUCUGUAGGAUCCAACAAUAGCGACGAAGCCCUAAUCGCGGCACCCGAUGUUCAGGAGAUGUUCUUAUCACUGAAUCAACUGCCAUCCAUGACAAUGAAGCAACCCUUCCUCAACUUGCGGACGCUGGAGCUGGCAUCAUGCGGGAUCCAGGCGCUGCCCGAGAACUUCGGACAACAAGCGGAAAGCCUACGGAGCCUGAACCUCAAUUUCAAUGCGCUGAAAGACCUUCGGCCUCUUUUGAAUAUCAAGCGACUCGAGGAGCUUCACUUGGCCGGAAAUCGCCUUCAGCGGUUGCGGAAACAGGUGGCAGUGCUGGCACUGCUUCCGGGAUUGACCACCUUGGACCUGAGGGAUAACCCGUUCAGUUUGGGCUUCUACCCGUCAGGUUACGAAGUCGGCCCUGUCCCGAAAGCGGUGCUGGAUGGCCCAGACGAAGUGUGGAAUGGAAAACGGUUCAUUUUGGUGCAUAGUUCUCGCGAGCGCGAUGAGGAGCAUGCAAAGUGCAUGGACGAAGACACGAAGCUUCGUCGACGAGUGUACGAGAUGUUGGUGGCCAACAAUUGCGCAUUGUUGCAACAUCUUGAUGGACUGGCGUUCUUGCGUAAGCGGGUGUUGGUGAAAGACGAUAUCUGGGUUCGGUUAUUGGAGUUAGGCGUGGUGCGCAAAUCCCAUCGAUCGAACAAUAGUUUGGGUGGUGAAACUGUUUAAGGAGGCAUACGAAAAGCAUGAAUGAAUUGAUGUAUCUUUGUACUAUUAGCCUGGUUAUAGUUUUUUUGCAUGAAAGUGCACUCGAGCAUGAACUUGCUCCUCUCCUU